GACAGUUAUAUUGUGGCUAACCAGCACUAAAAACAAAUGGCCGAAUUAGCUUUGGUAAGAAUCUCCUUGAAAUUAGUAUGGGGACUGAUCGCUAAUCGAGCGAUCGCUAGAUUGGAAACUGGAAACCCAACCGAUGAGAAGUUAAGGCAACUCUUAUUGAGCGAAUUCCGCAAACUUCAUGAGGAACUCGAUGCCUUGAGACGGAAAGAGCUUGUAGCUGCGGUAGCGUUUAUGGAGAACGCUUACGAAAUCUUGAACGAUGACCCAGGAGAAGCAAGAAAAGAGUUCAACAAAGCGAGAGAUGCAGCUCAAGUUGCCCUUGGCGUGGUGAAGGAGUUGAACGACAAAAUCUUGGCAACUAAAAUCAUGAUCGCGUCUGCCAUUCACGAGUUUGUUGCGAAACCUGACGUCGCUGCCUCUUUGUGUAUGAAGUACGUAUCUCGCCUGAACUCCCUUCCUAUGGUCGCGAACGCUUCUUGUGCUCAGAUUUCACAGAAAAUGGGUACAAAAUGGCGUUGGGGAGGCAACGAGGCAAGGCAGGAAAUGCUGGGUAAAAUUUCGGAGGUUAACCGUUGUGUCUGGCAUUUUGUCACAGAUCAAACCAGCAGUAGUAAAUAUUUAGAGAGUGAAUGCUCGCAUAUCAAUGUCGAAGGAAGACUGGUGAACCCCAUGACGGACUUCAUCCUGUUACGUAGUCGUGUGGAGCUCACUACUUUGAAAGAGGGUUUUGGUACGCCCAUUAGCAUGGUAGUCGUGGAGAACAAGAUGUUCUUCGCUCAGACGCAAGUUGCCGCCUCAGGCAAAAGUGAUGCUUUUCUUAGCAAUGCCAUCAAAUCUUUAGAUCUGGAAACUGGUUCUGUGUCAGAGUUGGUUGGCCAUGCAGGGGUUGUCUUAUGCCUAGCUGUGGCUGGGUGCCAUGUGGUUUCUGGAUCAUUUGACAAGAAUAUCCUUAUUUGGGAUGCAAAAUCCUGCAAGUGCUUGCACAUUCUGACUGGUCAUCAAGGGUCAGUCAAGUCAUUAGCAUUGAAUGACUUGCACAUAUUCUCUGGUUCCACUGAUUGUACCAUCAAGGUUUGGGACAGGGUCACAUUUGAAUUACACCACACCCUUGAGGGGCACAAUACACCCAUUUCAGCCUUGGCUGUUUCUAAUCGGCAUUUGUUCUCCACUGAAGUAAAUGGACCAAUCAAGUAUUGGGACUUGAAGAAAUUCAUAUGCCUGCAUGAUAUCAAAUCCCCUCAGAAUGUUAGCAAAAUGCACAUCUUGAACAGCAAUUUACUUGUGGCAUUUGAUCAGAAACUGUCAGUCAUCAAUUUGGGAAACUUAAAAGAAGUUGCUGUUUCUAAACACCCAGCAGAACUCUCCCUGACUAUUGGAAGAAAUCUUUGCACAGCAUCAGAAUCCACUCUGUCAUUACUGGAUUUACUUAACAUGAAAAUCAUUGGAUCAAAGGCUUUCGAAGGUAGAGAAGCACCAUACAAUGUCAAGUGCAUGUAUUAUGAUGAGAUGGCAGGCUUCUUGUAUGUCACUGCUUUGUGUACCACGGCCAACUCCAGGGAAAAAUAUGUUGUAUUUAGAUUUUAGUCUAGACCUCCUUCAACUCAUCACUAAG
Pocillopora verrucosa is the source of this 1612-nucleotide messenger RNA. RefSeq lists its product as uncharacterized. Gene Ontology annotation, molecular function: protein binding. Lineage: Eukaryota; Metazoa; Cnidaria; Anthozoa; Scleractinia; Pocilloporidae. The record is from RefSeq and is a predicted model, not a curated record.